CUAAAUGCCACUUCAGGAAAAGGAGCCCAGCUUUUUGAACAACAGAGGAAAAGAGCAGAAGAACAUAAGUCAAAUCUGGUUACGCCCACUGCUUUCUCCAUGCCACAGUAUCAGGGAGACUCAACCCUGACAUAUACCCCAGUUACUCCAGUCACACCCCUAACUUCUCAUAGUAACAGUAUGGUAAACGGGGAACCUUUGGUGGUGAGCAGGACAAGUGUUGUGUUGUCACAGACACCUAUGCCAUGCAUGGCAGGAGCAUUACCAGAGCAAGCAGACUCAUCGGCUGCCAGCUCAGUGCACAACAGAACUGCCAGGCCAUUUGCCUCUGGUUAUGUGAGCCACCGAGCAGCAACUGCUCCAGUAGUCUUCAGGCCCAGCCCUGCCAAAAAGGCUGGAUCACAGGCUCAGGCUGUGUCUGUGGCAAAUAUUCCAACUCCCUUCUCUCCUGCUGGCUCAGAAGGGAAGAAAGCCAUCUCUACAACAUCACUGUAUAUCCCUGCCAGACCAGCCACCUACAAUGGUCCUUCCUCUGUGCGUUCUCCAUCCUCAAUCACUUCAGGUCCAUUUUCUCCUCCUACUUCAAAUGCUCCACUCUACUCCCCAAACUAUUCCAGCACCUCAGCCCCUUUUUCUCCAACAUCUUCUCAUGUAACAUAUUUGAGUUGCCCUUCUGGUAUGGCUCAGCCUUACUCUCCUCCCCAAACACAGGCAAUGCCACUCAGUCCUCCGUACCAUCAUGUGGUUUGUACCCAAUAUCAGCCACCUCCACAAGUUCAUGUGCCAGCACAGCCUUUCUCUCCCCCGUUCACAAAUGCCCCAGGUCUUCCCAAUGCCCCUGCCCCUGCUCCUGUCCAUGCCUUUGCUCCUGCAACACCAAAUGUGCAAUCUUCCCCAGCACACAAAGUCUCCUUCAACCCAUACAUUUCUGUGGCAUCCACUAAUCCAGGAACACCAAAUGCACCAGUUGCCCAGCAGUAUUCUCUCUCCAACUCCACUGAUGGGAUCUCUUCUCGAGAGCAGCGGGUCUCAGUCCCUGCUGGCCGCACUGGCAUCCUGCAGGAUGCUCGUCGUCAUGGCACCAAGAAACCAAUGUUCAGUGCUAAUGAGGAGAAGAAGGCUCCAUCUUACAACCCUGAGCUAAUGUCUCUAGUGCAGAACUUGGAUGACAGGUCCUGUUUGGGUGUAGAGGCUGGGUUUGAGUCUGGCCCCGAAGAAGAUUUUCUCAACCUGGGUGCAGAAGCUUGCAACUUC
Messenger RNA from Sinocyclocheilus rhinocerous, 1254 nucleotides. RefSeq names its product synaptopodin 2-like protein. Gene Ontology annotation, cellular component: Z disc; actin cytoskeleton; nucleus. NCBI's taxonomy places the organism in Eukaryota, Metazoa, Chordata, Actinopteri, Cypriniformes, Cyprinidae. The annotation marks the transcript as partial. Gene Ontology annotation, molecular function: actin binding. Gene Ontology annotation, biological process: positive regulation of actin filament bundle assembly. The transcript has a single exon. The record is from RefSeq and is a predicted model, not a curated record.